AUGACUACCCUUCCUUCGACUGUGGAAUUCGUUAAUCCAGAAGAACUAGCGAAAUUGAUUAAAGACAAAUCUAAAGUUCCCGGAAAGGAUUACGUGGUGAUUGAUGUUAGGGGAGAUGAUUUUGAGGGUGGCAACAUUCCUGGAUGCGUGAAUGUUCCGUCUGGUGUGUUUGUGGAUAAUUUGCAGCAUUUGAUAAAAGAGUAUAGUCAAGUCCCACAAAUAGUAUUUCACUGUGCUCUAUCCCAAGUACGAGGACCAAAGUACGCAAGAAUCUACCGUGAAGCAUUAAUGCUAAACUCAAUAAAAACCAAUCAAAAAAUUCUUAUUCUGUCUGGUGGGUUUGGCGAGUGGCAGAGACGGUUCAAGUCAGACGUGGAACUUGUGGAAAAAUACGAUGAAGAGUUUUGGACAUACUUUGAGGGAUGA
Messenger RNA from Ambispora leptoticha, 426 nucleotides. NCBI's taxonomy places the organism in Eukaryota, Fungi, Glomeromycota, Glomeromycetes, Archaeosporales, Ambisporaceae. The record is from the annotation of a GenBank genome assembly.